Messenger RNA from Equus caballus (horse), 12811 nucleotides. It is a transcript of the gene SLC35B3, whose product is annotated as solute carrier family 35 member B3. Lineage: Eukaryota; Metazoa; Chordata; Mammalia; Perissodactyla; Equidae. Gene Ontology annotation, biological process: transmembrane transport. Gene Ontology annotation, molecular function: 3'-phosphoadenosine 5'-phosphosulfate transmembrane transporter activity. The record is from RefSeq and is a predicted model, not a curated record. Gene Ontology annotation, cellular component: Golgi membrane; endoplasmic reticulum membrane.
GAGCUCACAGUGUCUUCCUUCAUCACUCGCUUCAUCUGACCAGUGAUGUUCUGAUUCCUAAAACUGCAUUCUAAAUGCAAGGCUUUAAAGGUCAGGUUUUCUGGUGCAGGUGCCUCAAGUAAGCAAAGGAAAUGAAUUUAUUUUCAUGUUCACUUCAGAUGCUUUGUGGUAAAUCUCAGGAGAGAUGUCAGUAUUUUGGCUUAACUCCACAUGUCUAGCACAGGUUUGUGGCUCAUAAGAUUGCCUCAUAAGUGUGUUAGAAAUGGGAAAGUGUUGGAAAGGAGCAGAAUACUUUUGAUUAAAUGGUGUUUACUAAAGUACAAUAGAGUCAUUUAAUAUCUUACACUUUUUGUUAUGUUCUAGAACAUCACAUGAAGAUGAUGUCUCUUCCCUUAAGGAUUUCAUAAGCUUGUAGGAGUAGCAGACAUAAAAACAAAAAAGAUAUACCAUUAUGAUUUAGGUAUUUAUAAAAAUAUGUAUAAAGUGCUAUGAGAGUCCAGAGGAUCGACCAACAUGUAAUUUAUAGGACCUUAAUGAGAGGUACACCAUGGUCAGAAUCCACGUUGAGCAGUGUGAAAGAUGGAUCAGAAAGGGAAGGAGAGAUUAUUAACAGUCCAGUAAUCUAGGCAAGAGAAAGUGGCUGCUCGAUGGUAGUGUCAGAAACAGACUUUGGGUAUAUUUGUGGAUGUAGAGUCAAGAGGAAUCUUGGCUAAAUGUAGAAUACGAGGAAAAGGAAAGAGUCGAAAAUAAUUUCUGGGCUUUUAGCUUGUGUUUCCUAGUAGAUACUCUUAAGUGAGAUUGAGGAUAUAGGAAGAAGAGCAGGUUUGUUUUAAGGGGAAAAUAAUGAGUUCAGCUUUGGACACUUUUAAAAUGAGGUGCUGGUGGAUCUCAUGAGUAGAAACGUCAAAGAAGCAUUUGAAAUGUAGAUGUGGAUCUCAGAUGAGAAGUCUGGGUCGGAAAUCCAGAUUCAUAUUUCCACCUGCACAUCCGAGGGGUGAAUCUGCUUCAGCACACCAUGUCACCUUAGCAAUGUUUCCAAAGAGUAGAAUAAUGAUAGCUUACGUUUAUGGAGUACCAGGCACUUUUACAUUUAUUUCAUAUAGUCCCAACAAAAGUUCUAUGAUCGGUACAUUUUUUACCUCCGUAUGAAAGAUACAGAACUUAAAGUUCAGAAAUAAUUUGCCCGAGGCUCCUCAGCUAAUAAGUCAUAAAGCCAGGUCUUGAACUCAGAUCUGUCAAAAUUCCAAAGCAUGGAGAAAACAUCAUGCUGUGCUGCUUUCUCAUAAUAUUAGCUGUAAUUUUAUUGAGUCAUUACAGUAUGCCAGGCAUUUCACUAAAUUACAGACAUCUCAGCAGAAGGUGAUUCCAGGAGAAAUUUUAAUACCAAUAAAAGCAGGAAAGAAAGGUCUUGUAGAAGUUUUAUUUAUUCUCUCUGUGUGUAUAAAUAUAUAAUAAUUAUUAGUACUUUUCUCCCAACCUCUGUUUAAUAUAAGAUUUUUAGUUUUGCCCACAAGGUUUGCCAACACCACAGUAUGUUUGAAAGAUCUUAUUCAGGCAGAGGGUGAGUGAUUGCAUGCUGAGGUUUGAGGGCAUCCAGAAGAAGGACCAGUUUAUUUGGUUCCCUGGAAUGCUAGGUGCAGGGUAGGCCAGAUAGCAAAGACGUAGACACAAAUAAGAUUUGAGUCUUGCCUUUCCACUUCUCUUCCCUCCCAACUGGGGGAAUUAGGAAGGGUGUCACGAAGGAGGGAAUGUUAAAGCUCGUCUUCAGAUCCUGAGCCAAAGCAAAAAGAUGUCAGGCUGAAAGAACAUGAGCAAAAGGCACAGGUGUUUGAGAGUCCAUGGUGUGUGUCAGGAGUGGAGUAGUAGUCUGCUGUGGGCGGUUUAGCGCUGGACUGAAAGAAGUGGAGGGAGAGGAGGCUUCAGAUUUAUUUGCGUGGCACUCUGUAUCCAUGCCUACACAUAUGGAAAAUAGUUGCUAAGUUUUUUGUUCUACAUUCGCAGACAACGUUUAGGGAAUAUCAUUUCAAGCAUGGUUUAUAAAAAAAGUCAAAUCUCAAGGGUAUCCUACAAGAUGACUUAGGAAGUCUUGCUCAGAGAUGACAAUGAUUGAAAGGUAGUAGCGGAAGCAAGAACAAUGUAUAAAGAAGAAACAGGUAAAGGAAAAGAAAUACAGUAAAACUUCUUAAAAUUACAUAUUUUCUGUGGGGAAAUAUGGCAGGUACCCCGUAAAACAAAUGUUCUUUGAUAGCUGAGUGUUGUUCGUUACAAGUCGUAUUCAGGGCCUUGACUCCCAGCUUAAAUUGCUGAAGCGGAUCUCUGUGAGUCAGCAGAGUAGAGGGAACAGGAAGAGUGACUCUAACUCUUGCCGUUUUAAACCGUCAUAUGACAGUUUCUUUUAAAGACUUCCAGAGCAGAGUUCACUAUCAGAAUCGUCCUUCUCUAUCCUCUUCCUUCAACUAGAGUCGAAAUUUUAGUUCCUGCUGGCAUUGUAACAGACAGCGAGUCUUUUCUAGGAGGAGAAUUUUUCCUUUAUAAGUUUGUUCUGUUCCUUGUUAAAAGUUCUUCCGCCUUUACGUGGAAUUCCUUUUUCAGUUUAAAUAAAUCCGAAGAGAAAUAAAUUGACAGUCAUCUAUGGAGCUUUCAUGAUUUUUUUCACAGACUAACAAAAAUGAUGUGUUUUCCAGCUUUUUACAAUCCCAAAGACUUUUUUAUUUAUUUUUUUAAAAAAGCUUUAUUAAGGUAUCAUUGACAUACAGAAAAAACACCACACUUGUGUAAUAUACGCAAUUUGAUGAGUUUGGACAUAUGCAUACACCUAUGAUACUAUCACCAUGAUCAAGGACUUGGCCCAGCAAACAAAAGAAGGACUGAACAAAGGAGAGGAGACCAGCAAAGAUAACUUUGGAAGCUCUGAAUGCAGCAGAACAGGAACAAUGGAUCUCAAGUUCAACAACUCCAGAAAAUAUGUUUCCAUCACUGUCCCGUCCAAAACCCAAACAAUGUCACCACACAUCAAGUCAGUAGAUGACAUUGUAGUCCUUGGCAUAAAUCUCAGCAGAUUUAACAAACUUACUCAAUUUUUCAUAUGUGUUGCUGGAGUUUUUGUAUUUUACCUAAUUUAUGGAUAUUUACAGGAAUUAAUAUUUUCAAUGGAGGGGUUUAAGUCCUAUGGCUGGUACCUUACUUUAGUGCAGUUUGCAUUUUACUCCAUAUUUGGCCUAAUAGAACUUCAGCUUAUUCAGGACAAAAGGAGAAGAAUACCAGGAAAAACCUACAUGAUAAUAGCUUUUCUAACUGUGGGUACUAUGGGGUUAUCAAACACUUCCUUGGGCUACCUGAAUUACCCUACCCAAGUCAUCUUCAAGUGCUGCAAAUUGAUUCCUGUUAUGCUAGGAGGAGUUUUGAUUCAAGGAAAGCGCUAUAACGUGGUAGACGUGUCUGCUGCAGUGUGUAUGAGCCUUGGUCUAAUAUGGUUUACCCUCGCUGACAGCACGACUGCGCCAAAUUUCAACCUGACAGGUGUGAUUCUUAUUUCCCUGGCCCUGUGUGCGGACGCUGUCAUUGGAAAUGUUCAAGAGAAAGCUAUGAAGCUGCAUAAUGCUUCGAAUUCAGAAAUGGUUUUGUAUUCGUACUCGAUCGGUUUUGUGUACAUUUUACUGGGAUUGACAUGCACUAGUGGACUAGGCCCUGCGGUCACAUUCUGUUCAAAGAAUCCAAUUCAGACCUACGGUUAUGCUUUCCUUUUUUCCCUCACUGGCUAUUUUGGAAUCUCCUUUGUUCUGGCUUUGAUUAAAAUUUUUGGUGCACUUGUUGCUGUAACAGUGACAACAGGAAGAAAAGCAAUGACCAUCGUACUUUCAUUCAUAUUCUUUGCUAAACCAUUCACAUUUCAGUAUGUAUGGUCUGGCUUUUUAGUUGUUCUUGGUAUAUUUCUCAAUGUUUACAGCAAAAAUAUGGAUAAAAUAAGACUACCGUCACUCUAUGAUCUGAUAAACAAAAUGGUGGAAACAAGAACGUCAAGGACGUUGGCACAAACCGUAUAGUACGUGAUUUGUCCUAUUUAAGGUAGACUUCUAAGGAAAAAAUCAUCAACUAAUUAACUUUCCAGAGGGAUUAUUAUAAAAACUAAAGGCUCUGAAAGCACGCCAUCCAUUUGGGCUGGAUUACGGAGGACGUCGGCCCUUUUCUUCAGAACACUGACUGACUGCUGAAGUGAUCAGGAGAGCCGCAUCUGGCACACCUUAGAAUAAAAUGUCAAUAUGAAGGACUGUAGUUCUUAGCAGUUGAUUGAGAAUUUCACUGGAAAUGGACCAUGUUGCAAGACUAAUUGGGUAUCGUUAUGACAUAUCAAAGACACUGAUAUGUAACAGCAGCUUGUUUUGUCUUCCUUCCAUUUUGGUGGCGAUAUUUAAAUUGAUUCUCUGUUGUAAGAAUGAACUGAUGAUUUAAAGUCAGGAGAGAAUCACUUCAUUAUAAAUAAAAUUAUUCUGUGAUUUUCCUUUUUUAAGAAUGUGUUGACAGACUUUUGUUGUGAAGAGGGCGGUGAAGGUUGGAGUAAGGCUUUACAUAAAUUUUAAAACUGAAGCUUUUCUCUGAUCGUUUAAAAGUAUGCUUUAGAGCAAACCUGCCCUCAGUCGUCUGUGGGCUACAGGCGGUAGAGCGGGAGGAGCCGUCCCCCUGCGUCCUGCGAGCAUGCGGCACAGGAAGAAUUUGCUGCUGUUCAUCAAAGUGCUCAAAGUUUGAAUGAUUUGGAUUUUUUAAUUGAAGGGAAGAUCAUUGAUGUUUUAAAUUACUGUAAAAUAAUCAUAAAAUUGUCAAUUUUUCUCAUAAAAGUGAAAUUUAAUUUGGCAGCUUGAAGAUGAAAUAGGAUAAAUUUAAGAAACACAAGUAAAUUUAGAAAAUUUGUACCAUAUGUUGCUUGCACAGUUUUGUUUUGGCCUAUAUUUUUUAGCAGUAAGUUUUGACAUUGCGUCCACUGUAUUAAAAAAUCCUGUUAAUCUUUAUUUUCAGUGUAAGUAACGUUGGUUAGAACAGCUUAGUAUCUAUGCUGUCAGUGAGAACACUUACAUUUUGUGAGUAUAGUUUACUUGGGAUACUUAAUCUCUUUCUUAAAAUUCAGUUGUACUCUGAUGACUUUCACCUGUUAUGUGCCUGUGUGGGGACAGCAGAGCCCAUGGUAAUUUAAGGAUCUGGCAUAAGGAGUUCUGACUGGUUUUCAUUUGUCAUAUGUUAAAAUACCAUGGGGUUUUUUCCCCCAAAUGGUAAUAAUCAUUUUUAAGUCUUCAUAUUUUAAAAUGAAAGGAAUCUCAAUUUGUACUUUAUUAUGCUGCCUUAAACUCUAAGACAACAAGGACUUGUGCUUUUAAAAAAAAGUCAGUUUUCCCAAAUCCUUGAUAAAAUAUAAUAAUUUAACUUAUCGAGGCAUCCUUUUACCUUUACCCCCACACUGUUCUAAUUUCUUACCUCUGUCUGUCUGUUACAAACUCCUUAUCCUACCCCCCAAUUUUAAACAUUUUAGCACUGUUUAAAAAUCCUUUUGCCAGCCUAAAUAACCCUUUGUACUCCAUUACCUUUUUUUACUUGCCAUCAGAUGGAGGUAAACUUCAUCUCACUUAUUUGUAUCCAUGGAGUAUUCUUAAUGAAGAGUCUAAAAUAUAGGAUAAUUCCUAGUAAAGGAAGUCAACAUUUGAAUGUGUACUUUGUGCCAGAUUUUAUAAUAUGAUCUUCUUUCAUGAAUAUUAUCUCGUCAUCCCAACAACCAAAAUAAGUCAUAAAUAAAAAUGGAAUUAAAAAUAAUAAUUGCAAUCAGUAAUAUAUAACUGCUUGUUAGGUGCCAGGCACUAUUAUAAGUGCUUUAUACACAAUAACUUAUUUAAUCCUCACAACAUCUCUAUGAGGGUAUUAUUAUCCUCAUUUUACAGAUGAGGAAGCUGUGGCCAGAGGGAUUAAGGGACAUUGCACCUUCGAGAAAGAGCCAGAGCCAUCUGCCAAGCAGUCUGGUUCCAGAGUCAUGCUCUUAACCACUGAGCUGCCUCUCUAAGUAGACGUGAUUAUUCUUAUUCACAGUUUUGCAAAUACAGAAGUUGAGAACCAGGGUAAGUACUUACUAGCUCAUAAUCACAUAACUAGUAUGGUACAGGACUGGAUUUCAAACCCAGUUCUGUCAUCCUCCGAGGCAUAUUUUCUAUCCAUUGGACCCCACUAUGAACAGAGUAACAUAAUGAGUGAUAAAGUGUUCCUAAGUAAAGAAUUUGUGGGACAUACUUAAAUGAAUAGGCAAGGAUAAUUUGAUUGGAACAUUAGUUAAAUGCAGAUAGAUGUAUUUCUUUUAAGCAAUGUAAAUAUCAGUUGUUCAGCUGUGUUCACAUUAGGUGUCUGUCACACAGUAGGCACCCAGUAUAUAUCUGUGCCAUACAAGACUAAUCAAAGAAUAUCAUUAGAUGAAAAAGAUAUUGGAUAAUUGAUAUUCUGAAUUCUGUCUUAUUAUGUCCCCUUUUCUGGCAUGAUAUUCAGUACAGCAAAAUAACAUAACAGCAGAAGAAUCUGGCCAACUCCUGUGGAUCACUGUAUUAAGACUUGACCUAGAGGUAAGCCAGCCUAGCCAGAAUCCUCAGUAAGCCCAUGUUAUAUAAUAAAGAAUUUGGGCAGCUUUUGUUCUGGUUUCUUGAUGGGUAGCUUCUAAUUCUUGCGAUUUCCCAAGUGAUAGGAAUGUCCUUGUUUUUCAUGGUGGCCCCUAGAUAGUUCCAGGGUCAGGGCUGACCAUGCUGGAAAGACCAGCCAUGUGACUAUCAGGUUGGGGUUUUGAGUGACAUAUCAGUUCAGCCUCCGGGGAAAAGGUAUGGAGAAGAAGUUCAACUGUGUAGCCAAUGAUUCAGUCAAUCAUGGCUGCAUAGCGAAACCCCAGUAAAAAUCCUGGACAGCAAGGCUUGGGAGAGCUUCCCUGGUUGGAGGUAGACAUUGGUGUGGCUGGAGGGUGAUGUGUUCUGCAGACGUGGCAGCUUCAUGUUGUAAUCCUCCUGGACCUUGCCCCACAGGUCUUUUGUCUGCUCCCGGUCUGUAUCCUGUAUAAUAAAACUGGAAUGGAACCUGUGGGGCUGCCCUGAGUUCUGUGAGUUGUUCUAGCACACUGUUGAACCUGAGGGGAUAGUGGGAACCCCCGAAUUUGUAGCCAGUUGGUAACAAGUGCGAGCCACCUGGGAAGCUCAGAGCUUGCAGCUGGCGUCUGAAGUGAGGGCAAUCUUCCUGGAGAUUGUUCCCAUCACCUGUGAAACUAGACCUGAUUCCAGGUACUUAGAAUCACACUGCAGGCUUUAUGCUCAACAAAUGUUUUUAAAUAACUUUUAGCAUUCUCUGGACUGUUAUCUAACUCCCUUAGUUUUCUCAAGUGAUUUUUAUCUUAAACCUACUUUACAUUCUAGAUUCUUUGUCAAAGAGCACAGAAUUCUAGUAAAAUGUUAUCAGGAUGAUACACCAAUAAUAUGGCUUAGCAUAAUGAAAAUAUUUAUGCAUUGCAAUAUCACAUUUGCUCUUUACACAGUUUCAAAUUAUCAGUUUCUGCAUAUUGAUGCUCAAAAGCUUUGUUGUGUGCUUCCUUCCAUGACAUUUUUCCUAUUAUGUGUUUCAUAUUUUCCCUUAUUUUGCUUUUCAUGUGUCCUUAUUGAAUGUCCUUGUACUUGCCCCUGGAGUCAGCCAUCUUAACCUUUUUAAUAGGUAGUGUAGCAUCACUGACUUGACAGUUUUUACUUCAGAAUCAUUUAUUCAUCCAUCCUCACUGGCCCAAAUAUGUGCCAGGCGUUAUGCUAGAUGCUGAGGAUGCAAGAAAGAAUCAAAUACAACCCUUGCCCUUAAGGACACCCAUUCUAUAGAUGGUGUGCUAUGAUCUCUACAUAAAAAUGCAUAAACUAUGUUGGUUUCCUUCCAGUCAUAGGGUAUCUUUUUAGCCCUAAGUUUUCAAAAUAAUUCCCCACGGUGGGAGUGCUUCUAAAACUUUAAUGUGCAUAUGAAUCACCGAAGGAUCUUAAAAAAGACAUUAAUUCAGUAGGAUUGGCUUGGGGCCUGAGGUUUUUGCUCCAACAAGAUGCUGAUACUGCUGGUCCACAGGCCACACUUGAGUUGUUGAGGUCUUAGAGUACAAACUCCAGAUGUUUUCAAUAUCAGGACAUCUUAAAUUAUUUGAAUAAUUUUCACCUAAUUUCCUUCCAUUUGCUUUUCAGACUUCCCAUUCUGUGUGGCCUGACCCAGUUUAACGUCUCUCAGAGUCCCUUUGUUCAAACUGAACAGAAAUCUUACCAUGUGGCAGAAUUGCUGGCAUAGUGAAAAGAGUUUUUUCAUCAUUAUAGGUGUGUGAAAAAUUUAAUAUUCAUUACUUUCUCCAUAAAUGUUACUUUUUUUUAAAUCUUCACGAAAGUAAGAUAAACCCAUAAUUUCCUACCAGUCAUGGUCUGUUGAUUUAAUUUCAUGGCCUGUGGUUAGAAUACUUUUUAUGCUAUUUCAUGGUGACAUUGUGAAGAAAAAGUUCGCUUCAGUAAUUUGCUGCUCCUGCAGAAUGAGCUGUCUUCCCGAGGCUUCAGGAAGUAGGACUUCACCCUGACGGAAUUCCGAGACUUUAAUCACAAAACGUGUGUUAUUAAAUAUCUUAAUCCUAGGAUACCCCCGAAUUUCUAAAACAUAAUUAGGCCAUCUUAAUCAGUUUAACACAAUUGAUAAGAUUAUGUAGAUGAAAUAAGUAAAAUGUGGAUAAUUAUUCACGAUAGGUAGUGAUAGACAUGAGACCUUGGAGUCUGAUUAUCAGAGAUUUCCUUGCAGGACUCCCCUCCCAGUUGUUUCUCCUAAUGCCAGUUAUAACACAAGGAAUAAGAAACAGAUCAAUUCAAGUAUAUAUCUUGUUUCAUUUUUCACUCAACAGAAUAUUAGCAUUUGGGAAUGGAUUUUUUUAUACUUUCUGAAAAGUUCAUUAAUGUUUGUCUGAAUUUUAAUUGUGUAGGAUGUCUUUUGUAUAUAUACCCAGAGAAGAUGUGUAAAGGCAGUAAUCAUCUUUUCUCCAGUUUUAAACUACAUUUUAAUUGACCUUGUGUUAGUCUGAAAAAUCCGUGCUAAGCGACACAAAUCAUGAAAUCUCAGGACUGUUUUGAUGUUGGGAUACCUGUCAUUACAUCAAAGGAGUCAAAUGAAAUGUCUGCUCUUGAGAAGCUUUGAUCUAAUGGAUAGGGUAGGGUAGGGCUGGGAGGAAGUUACUGUGAAAUGCCUACAGAGCAUGACCGCAGCCAGUUCAAGUCAUACAGAUGUCUGUCCUUAGACGGCGAGGAACCAGGGGAGCAUCACAGCACGUUGACUGACGUGGGGAAGGUCAUGUACCUGGUCUGCAGGUACGGGACUGGUACCAAUGGGCACUGUUGUCUCUCUCAAUUCUGAGGGCUUAUCUGUUUACAAAGUUUCUGAGAAGCUCUAAUAGUUUGAUUAUUCUUUUUUUCCUCCCCUUCUGGGACUCCUGCUGAUGUUGGCACUUCUACUUUCAUCUCACGUAUCCCUGAGUUGUUCUUUCAUGGUUUCUGUCUCUUUAUCUUUCUUGCUGCUUCUGGGAGAGUUUCUCAGUGUGAACAUUCAACAUUUAUUUGUUCUUCAUCUAGUAACCUGCUAUUUGCCCUAUUCUUAGUGUUUUGUUUUUUUAUAUUCCAACUAUUUUCAUAAUAUUUCCACUUGAUUUUUCUAAUGAUUUCUUGACUUUGUUUUAUGUUACCAGUAUUUUACCUUAUUUCCAUAUAUUUAUCAUGGUUAUUUUAAAUUCCUGGGUAUGCUAUUCUAAUGAUUCUGAUGGUAGACAUUUGUAGUCGUCUUUCUUUUACAGUUGUUAUACGCCUUGGCAUGGCCUCUUUCCCAGCAGCCCUCUCACUGCCGUCUACACUGCGCUCCUUCCUAGACCAUGCUCCCUCCAAACCGUGCUCCCUCCAAACCAUGCUCCCUCCUCUGCUUCUGUCCAUACUCCAAAGUUAACACAGCCUCAGUCUCCCCAGGACAGCUCAUUUUUUGGUAUCUUUUUUCCCCCUAGAAUCCACGUCAGUCUGUCUGCCCCCUCUUUCUCUCUGUCUCUCUCUCUCUCUCUUCCAUAGUUUCUCCAAGUUUGUUUUGGAAAGAAGCCGGCAGCCUGUGCUAGUUCACCAUCUUGAUGGGAGCCAAGACUAAUGAAAAGGGAACUUCUCUCAAUUUUCAUCUUAGUGAUUUACACUAGUGAGUCUCUGAUUUAACAUUCCAAUCCAUAUAAGAGCUUGCCGGCUGCUAUUUCGAUUCAAUUUAUUUUUAAAAUACUAGUGCAUUUACCAAUUUAAAUUGGUAAAAAUUCAAGUUUAAGCAGUAAGAUUCAGAAUGUUUAACAAUUCAAGAAUAGGUUUCAAGUCUUUUGUAAGGAAAAGUAAGUAAUGGAAAUAUAAAAUAGAUUUCAGUCAUUACAAUAAACUUAAAUUUCCUAUGAUGCUUAGUUAGAUGAGACUGUUUUUAAUACAUAUGUAUAAUUCUUUGAGAUUGGAAAACUUUACUUCACUUUAAAGUUUUGAUUAUUUGAGAUGGUACCUUGUAAGAUUUCCCACUUCUGCUGUUGUCUAGUGCACAGUGCAGAAAGCAUCACUUAUACAAAACCCUGUGAAAUAGGCAAGGCAGAAAUCAUUUCUGUUGUGCACACAUGGGAACAGGCCUCAGGAAAAUAAGGUUCAUGUGCAGCGAGCAGCAGAGCAGCCCUGAAGCCAGGUGCUCUGACUCUGGAUCCUAAUGCCUGUCUGAUAACCCGCCAUUCCUUAACCUCCACCUUUCCAGCCAGCACACCACCAGGUGAGCACUGGCAUCCUCGCCACUGUUUGUGUCCUCGCUUUGACAAUCUUGCUGGUGUGCCUAUUAACCCAUCUCGGGAGACUGGCCUCCUCAACCAGGCUUUAGGAAGGAUUCACAUACAGUGAUGAAAGAAGCAGUGAUUUUCUGCCUGCUGUCCCUGAUCAGCUAAAUCCUCCUCUGCAUGAGUGAGACAGCCCAUUUUGCAGGUAGGCCCUUAGAGUAUUUUACCAUCAGGUAAUGGGACUCAACCUUAGGGAGAGGUCUUAUGGGCAACUGGGGUGGGAGACAGAAUCAAAGGACUGGUCAAGAUCUGAGUUUCAAUAGAAGUGCUGAGCAAGGAGCCGAGGCAAGUGUGGUCAAGGCCAAGAAGACAUCACUGGAGAUAGAACAUAUAGCAGAAGCUUAUUCACAAGGGGAAAAAAUAGAGAAUGUAGGCUUCAAUGUUGGCAGAGAACCAAAUGGAAUCUGACUUGCAAAGGUGUGAACUGCAAGGUCCAUUUGUCUCCCACAGCAAGAGAUCCAGGUGGAACUAAACCAAAAGCUGGUGAAGGGAUUAAAGAUAAUUAACAACGGGAAUUUUAAAAAUAUGACAUGUAAGAGCCGCAUCAGAAGUUAUACUUAAUGAUUUUGUGAUUCUUCUUUGUUAGCUGGAAACAUUGUUGCCACCAUAAGAAGGGAGAAUCUAGAAUUAGCAAUCAGUACUCCUGAAUUAUUGUAAUAUGAUGAGAUUUAGCAUAAAUUGCUUGACUUUACUAUACUUAAUCCACUAUAUUGAAAAAGGGAUGAUUAAAAACACCCCCACUUCACAGAAUUUUCUUUCUUAUGAUAGUUUUGUUAAGUGGUGUAUAAAUUGAAAUUUUAAUAUUCAAAACUCAAAUUGCCUGAUGCUAAGCUUUUCUAAGCAUACAAAUUCAACAGUAUUAUGAUUUGACUGUUAUCUUCCAAAUAGACAUGACUAUUCAAAUGAGGUGGCUAUAAUGUCAGAAGGCUUCAUUAUAACUGCAUGAACACAGACUUUUCUGGAGAGCAGAGAUGAUCAUAAAUGGUUCAGCUCUAUCUUAAAGUGACAUUGACACAGGUCCACUCAAAUUAAUAGUCCCAUCUGAACUAACUGGCUUUUCAGAAAGGUUAGUAAAUAACAAGCCAUGGACCCAUGUGACCCCUCUGCAGAAAAGUAUAAAUUACCAGCAAUUGUAAUAAGUAAUGGGAAAAUAGUAAGCUUUCUUUUUUGUUUGAUUUUUCCUGAUGACAUCCAUUGACCCAAAUGUCACAUUGCUUUAUCCAUUCAACAAACGUGUUGAGCAAUUUACAAGGCUCUUAGAACAUGUAUUAGGGUACAUAUAAAUGCCAAAGCCCCUUCGCUCAAUGAUCUCACAGUGAGGAGAGAGGCAGGCAUAGAGUGAUGGUGCAAUAAUUUCUAAUACUGUGGUUACAUAUAAAGUGUAAUACAACUAUUCAGAAAGACUUUUGCAAGAGGUAGUAUUUAAGCAAGUCCAAGAAAGAAAUGAGGCCCUAAAUAAGCACGCAGUCGGGGCUGGAGAGGCUGGAACCAAUAUUAGCAAUAUUUAGAAGGUGAUUAAUAUGGGGGCACAAGAGAAAGGAAGAAUUCUAUGAUAACUUUUGGGGUUCAUUCUACAAGAUACCUGACCAGUCCUUUACAAAUGUUUCAAGCUUGUGAAAAACAAUAAAAGACUGAGAAAUUGCCACAGAUUGAAGGAGACUAAGGAGAGAGGACAACUAAAUGCAUCAUAGUAUCCUAGAUUGGAUCCUAAAAGAGAAAAAGGACGAUAGUGGAAAAACUGGUGAAACCUGAAUAAACUGUGUAGUUUAGUUAAUAGUAUCAUACCAAUGUUAAUUUCUGAGUUGGAUAAAUGUUUGAUAAAUAUGUUAAUACUAGGGGAAGCUGAUAAAGUGUAUAUGGAUGUUCUCUGCACUCUUUUCCACUCUUCAGUAAAUGUGAAGUUAAUUCAAAAUAAAAUUUAAAAACUAAAAA